GCGUGCAGCGGGCUGGGCGCUCCAGGCAUGCCCAACAUGUUCGGCACCAGUGGGGCAGGCAGCAGCGGCGGCUGCAACGUCACGUUCACGAGGCCGACGAAUGCAGCUGGGGUGGAUCGCCACAGCACCCUGACCUUCGGCAACAGCAGCGCUGGGGCUCCAGGAACUUCACCGACGUCCAGCUUCACUCCGAUCGCGGAUAGGACUGCCGACGCCUCUCCGAUCUCGGGCAGUGCUGCCGACUCCCCUCCGAUCGUUGGCGUCGUCGGCGGUGCUGCUGCUGCUGGCGAGGACGGCGUCGAGGACUUCGAGCGUGCGAUCGUGCAGGCCGCGGAGUCGGCCAGGGCCGCAUCCAAGGCCAAAGGGAAGGCCAAGGCAAAGGGCAGGGCGAAGGCCAAGGCCAAGGCCAAAACCAAGGUCGCGCCGACGCCCAUUGCUCGGCGCCACAACCUUGACUUCUCCGAUUGGCUGAAGCCUGCCGACGCCAAGACCCGCAACGAGAACGCCUUCACGAGCCGUGCUUACGACGCGGCGAAGAGGAUGGCGGUCGCCGCUGGGAAGUCAAAUGUCGACGCCAGGGCCAUCGCCAAGGAGGCGUACCAUCGCGCCAAGCUG
Prorocentrum cordatum is the source of this 615-nucleotide messenger RNA. NCBI's taxonomy places the organism in Eukaryota, Dinophyceae, Prorocentrales, Prorocentraceae. The record is from the annotation of a GenBank genome assembly.